Messenger RNA from Sciurus carolinensis (gray squirrel), 2144 nucleotides. RefSeq names its product golgi associated RAB2 interactor 1B (gene Garin1b). NCBI's taxonomy places the organism in Eukaryota, Metazoa, Chordata, Mammalia, Rodentia, Sciuridae. The transcript is spliced from 7 exons. The record is from RefSeq and is a predicted model, not a curated record. Gene Ontology annotation, cellular component: nucleus. Bases 80 to 1114 code for a protein of 344 amino acids.
UUGGCUAGCUGCCCAAGGCCAGAAGGGAAGAGCGAGAUCCCAGGACAAAUGUGCAGCCGGCCCCUGAGCAUGUGCAGAAAUGUUGACAUCAGUUCCACAUAGAAAGACUUGGUGGAAAUCAAAGAAGACAGUACAAGUCACAAGAUCUUUUCCAACCUUCCCUUCCCUGAAUGCCUGGGAAGAAUUCAGGGGCCUCUUGCCUGUGGAUGGGGAACCGAACCCUGGAGUAGGCCUGGGUGUGGAGGAGGGACUGCUCUGCCAGAUGGUUCAUUCUCCAGAGUUCAACCUGUUUCCUGACUCAGUGGUGUUCGAGAGCAACUUUGUCCAGGUCAAAAGGGGCAGAAACUGGAUAGACAUCAACAAAGCCCCCAACACCGUGGCCCUCGGGGUGACCUCCUCUGUGCCCUGCCUGCCCCUUCCCAAUGUCCUCCUCAUGGCCAGAGUCAAAUGGCAUCCGGGGCAGAGCCAGACAUGGAACAGACCAUCUAAAGCCCCAAAGAUAAUCCUGAGGAGGAUCCUCCCAUUGAAGUUUGUGGAGCUCCAGGUCUGUGACCGCCUUCAACGCAUCCUGCGGUUGAGGACAGUCACUGAGAAGAUUUACUACCUAAAACUCCACCCUGACCAUCCAAAGACUGUCUUCCACUUCUGGAUCCGACUGGUUCAAAUUCUGCAGACAGGCCUGUCCAUCACCACCAAAGACCCUAGGAUUCUUGUCACUCACUGCCUGGUACCCAAGAAUUGCUACAGCCCAUCUGGAAACUCUAAGUUAGUACAGAAGAAACCCCAAGCCUCCCACCCCAGUGAGAGCCUCCUACAGCUGAUGGCCAAGGGGGAGAGUGAGGCCCUCUCUCAGAUCUUUGCCGACUUGCACCAACAGAACCAGUUCAGUUCCAGGAGCUGCAAAAAGAUGAAGAUCCACAAGGUCUGCUCAGGGAAAGAUUCUGCCCGGGAAGACAGCAUCCCUUGUACCCGUGACCUCAGUUGGAGGGAAUCGUUCACUUGUGGGGAGUGGGAAAGAGAGAACCCCUCUGGUCCGCAGCCCCUCUCGCUCCUCAGCACUCUGGCGGCUUCCACCUGGCCACAGCUGGCCCCAUCCAUAGGAAAUUCUGUUUGACUCACAUUGGGGCAAGUCUAUGAAACCCUGGCCAACAUUGCUGGCAGCAUUCAGCUCCAGGGGACUCUAUCUGGACAGAGGGGAAGAGAAAACAGCAACCAAGAGAAAACUAGAGUCAUCAUCACAUGGUGACAGCAGAGCCUUUCCUCAUUCCAGCUGUGCUUACCUCUGCAUCCUCACUACCACACGCAAGCACAGCCCAACCCCAUCCCACAGGCUGUGAGUGGGCUGGAGCCAAGGAGAAGCAACGUGAGGAGCAGAAGCAGAGGGGAGGCUGAAGAGAGUCAGUGGAGAUGAAGAGAAAGGUGGCAGGAGGGAGUUAAAGAGAAGAGAUACAAAGAGAAGAGGUAACAAAAGGAAGCAGAAGAGACUUGGGAGAAGAGAUGAAGAGGACAAGAGAAGAAAUACAUCAUUGAGAGAUACCUCACCAAGCUUCUAUUUAUCUAAUUUAAAACUUGAAAGUAAAGCCAUAAACCAAAAAAAAAAAAAAAAAAAAAAAGUGUGUUUCCUUCUCUGCUCAGACCACUCUGGACAGGGUGAGAGGACUCUCUUUCAAUUUCCCCUUUCACAAGUUUUGCUUGAUGGUCCUCCUCUUCUGACUCAAACUGGAUGCCUGCUUCCUUAGCCUGUUCUCUAACCCGCCCUUGCUAGCACAGCCCUGGUGUGUCAGACUUGGGUUUGAGGUUGAGGAAUGUUUCCUGCAGGAGGUUGGAAGAUGUGUUUAAAGCAGAGGGAAUUGCUCUUUUGUUUUCAAACUUCCUGGGUUUGCUAUUGUGUCAGUCCUACAAACACUGGCUAAUUUCUGUUGUGUAUGAUGUUCCUUUGAAAUGCUGACAUACUGUGCUAGUGCUUCUUAAAUUAAUGAUUUCAGAGAGAGAGAGACAAUGCAGGCUCACAGAACAGGUUCAUAAGUUACAGAGCAGGAGGGCUUCUAAGAAGUGUGUGUCCAAUGGUCCAGAUUGGACUAUUUUUUUAAUCUGUGCAAUAUUUUGCAUUCAAUAAAAUCCAGACUAUGAGUAUUUCAGAACAG